AUGUUUAAUUUAUCAGGUCUUCUAGGUGGAAUUUGGCCCAACUCACCCUGUGUAAUCUUCGCCAGCCACCCAAGUCUUCGUUUUGGCCCCGCAGUCCAUUUGAUUCGUGCUCUAGCGCAUGGUGGUGUUCGUGGGCCGGCGGGGUUCGCCAGCAGUACAUUUGCACAGACUAGUGCCACUGGCUCUUGUGGGUAUGCUGGUAGUGGUAAUGCAUGUAACGCAAGUGGCAGUAGUGGGGGAGGUGGAACACCUGGGCUAGGAGUUACUUCUUCCGGAAGCUUUACUGUUGGAGGUACGGCUGUCUCUGGAGGGGCAGUCAGUGGUACCAGUGGAUCUGUCAGCAGUGGUUUAGGGUUUACUAACGCUGUUACGCCUCGGCACUCUAUUCUCCUGGUCGAUUCGCGCGAGUAUGCCCCUAGGUAA
This is a messenger RNA of Protopolystoma xenopodis, 423 nucleotides long. NCBI's taxonomy places the organism in Eukaryota, Metazoa, Platyhelminthes, Monogenea, Polystomatidea, Polystomatidae. The record is from the annotation of a GenBank genome assembly.